GUCCAAGCAAAGAAUAUUAUUAUCGGUGCAAAGGACGACUCAAUUUUCCGUGAAUGGGAUGCCAGCGAGGCUGCUGACCCGAGCCCUCGGAAGGUCAAAGACGACUAUACUAUCUAUUUGUUUCGGCCGUUUCGUCGUAAGAAGGGAUGGAGUGGUUUUGGGAUGCCACUGCUUUCAGACUUUGGAGAAGCUCGCAUCGGGGAGCCCGACAUCUACCGUGCUCCCGAAGUGAUUCUCGGAAUGAGUUGGACAGCAAAAGUUGAUAUAUGGAACGUUGGAGUGCUGGUAUGCUACGAAACACAACUUUUACCGAUGUAUCCAUUUGUUACGUGGGCUAACGCAGAGAUUCAGAUCUGGGAUCUCUUCGAGGAUCACCAUCUAUUUGAUGGUAGGGGACCAGAUGGUCGUCAUUCUGAUGCCCAACUCCUCGCCGAAAUGAUAGCAAUCCUCGGCCCUCCGCCUGCUGAAUUUCUGCGCAAAUCAUCGCUCAGUCAAAAUUACUGGGACAUCUCAGGCCAAUGGAAAGCCUCCGAAGUAAUCCCACGUAUCUCACUGGAGGACUCCGAAGAGUAUCUGGAGGGAUUGAACAAGCAAAUGUUUACGCAGUUCGUUAGGAAGAUGCUUCAAUGGGACCCAGAUGAGAGACAGAGCGCUCGGGAACUUUUAACAGACCCUUGGUUAAACAAUCAACAGUAG
Messenger RNA from Penicillium bovifimosum, 696 nucleotides. RefSeq lists its product as uncharacterized. The transcript has 3 exons. NCBI's taxonomy places the organism in Eukaryota, Fungi, Ascomycota, Eurotiomycetes, Eurotiales, Aspergillaceae. The record is from RefSeq and is a predicted model, not a curated record. Gene Ontology annotation, molecular function: ATP binding; protein serine/threonine kinase activity. Gene Ontology annotation, biological process: peptidyl-threonine phosphorylation; peptidyl-serine phosphorylation. The annotation marks the transcript as partial.